Molecule: messenger RNA, 1152 nt
Organism: Aspergillus welwitschiae
Lineage: Eukaryota; Fungi; Ascomycota; Eurotiomycetes; Eurotiales; Aspergillaceae
Exons: 1
Coding region: 68-895 (275 amino acids)
Source: RefSeq, a predicted model, not a curated record
CCAAUUCCCUCGCAACUUGACCUCCUCUCGUCAGUCGCAAUCCAGCAAUGCAAUAUCCACCUCUGUCAUGAGCGACCUGCUAAAGUCUCGCUGGGCUCCCAGCCCAAGCGAGCUUCAAGCCCAAGCCGCCGCUCCCUCCACAGCCCGGCCAAAACUCCCCCCCAAAACCAACACCAAACGCACACCAUCCCCCGUCAAGCAACCCUCUCGUCAAUCCUCCCCGCGCCCCUCCCCCUCCAACCAUCUCUCCCGCUUCAUGAAAAUCAUCGAGCGAUUAAAAUGGAAACUGCCCUACCUAGCCUACGGCUACCGCCUCGCGACCCUCGACCCUGCCACCAGCGACUUCGACGUCUCCCACGCCGAGAUCAUGUUCAAGCUCGAUUUCCACGAAUACUACUCCCUCCUCGAGCGCGCAAUUGUUCACCUCCUCAGCGUCUUCGGUAUCUCUGUGUCUUCUGCUUUCGCGCGCAAUCAUCUCGCCGCGUACGACUCCACUCCGCUCUCGACCCACCGAUACCAUGCGAAUGUGUUGGAAGCGCUGCAGGAUGAGAACAGUCCCCUGCAUGCUGUGCUGGGACAGGGCGAGGUCCAUGAACAAUUGCAGCGGGCGAAGGAGUUGCGGAAUCGUUGGAAGACGGCAGAUCUGACCAAGGAAGAACUGGAGAGGGAGGAUAAGUGGGCUGCGAGGCGGAAGGGGAAGGCUAUGCCGCUGGCGAGCUAUGAUAUCGAGAAGAUCCUCUCGGAUAUUUUCCAGGGGUUCGAUGAUGCGUAUUUAAUUGCGCACGAGCAUGUGGUUGCGUGUGACGGGGCGGUUAAGAUGGAUGUUGCAUUGCAUGGAGAGUCGGAUGCAGACUGGGAUUUCAUUGUCGGUGCAAUGGAUUGGGAGGCUGUUUGAGCGGUCGGUGUGGCUGUCUGUUAUUGUUAGCGAUGUUUCGGGUUAGAAUUGCAUGGUCAGAGUUUUGGUUUUGGGGCUAUCUGUUUCUCCCCUUACUGUUUUGGCUGCAUCGCAGGUGGGGUUUUGUAUAGUGGACUGGUGGGAGUGAUAAUUGAUGGAUGUACAGGCUAGAUUGUUCUUAGAUGCAUGUUAUUGUUAGCUCUUUUGGAAUAGGUAUCAUUAUACCCCACGACUUAUGCAAUAAUUUAACGUCCCGC